Molecule: messenger RNA, 759 nt
Organism: Suillus subaureus
Lineage: Eukaryota; Fungi; Basidiomycota; Agaricomycetes; Boletales; Suillaceae
Exons: 4
Coding region: 1-759 (252 amino acids)
Source: RefSeq, a predicted model, not a curated record
AUGAGCAAAGAUAGAUCUGGCAAUGAAUCUGGGAGCUCACCUGUGCUCCCCCCUUCUUUUCCCCCUGAUGAUGCCUCCCCUGAAAAUUCCCCCUCUGAAACUUUCAAACUCUAUAAACAAUUGUUCCUUCCUCCUGGUAGCCAGGUUGCCAUUAAAGACUGUUGGCCUACUGUUGAGGUGAUCCCUGAAGGCUAUAUCCUAGAUUGCCUUGGUGGUGAAGAUCUGAAGAUUGACCCUGGGUUCAAUCACAUCAAUGGUAUUCCAACCAAGGUUAUUGAUCGCUUCAUCAGAGGUAACAUGCAGCUCCCACCCUAUGAAGGUCAUGUACAUUAUCAUAUGGUUACUGAAGAUGUAUGUGUGAACCUAUCGUGGUUUUCCCACAAGAAAGAGUUUUUCUCUGCUAUCUUGAAGGCCUUGAAAGCACACAAGUUCGCAGUUGAGUGCAGGAAAAUCCUCCACCAGGGCAUUAGCCCUGCCAAUAUUUGGUUGUGCAUCAGGAAGUUGAAGAGCAAUCUAGCAAUUCCAAUCUGGGAGAAUGAUAAGCCUCCCCCAAUCAGACUGGCUUUACUAGGUGAUUGGGGUAUGGCCACUCUGCUACCAGGCUUUGAGUGGGAGAAAGAGAAGUCCAAGAUUGAAAUCUCAGUGCAAAGGGAGCCUGAGCUGGGUUUUAAGGAUUAUAACACGUCUCAUCAUGAUUGCACCCAUAUGAGGUUUGCUAAAAGCGCGCAAGGUCUACCUUACAAUAUUAAUGUCUAUUAA